Messenger RNA from Penicillium pulvis, 759 nucleotides. RefSeq lists its product as uncharacterized. The transcript has a single exon. The record is from RefSeq and is a predicted model, not a curated record. NCBI's taxonomy places the organism in Eukaryota, Fungi, Ascomycota, Eurotiomycetes, Eurotiales, Aspergillaceae. The coding region runs from base 1 to 759 and encodes 252 amino acids.
AUGGGCUUCAUAUCCUCAAUAAGCCAAUCGAUACGCAAUAAUAAACUCUCCCGCAAACUGUCCACCUCGAAACCAAACAGACCCCGCUACGAAGACUCCAAAGAUCUUAUCAAGAUCCCCUCAAAUGCAGCCUCUCUUACGAGGGCAGAUAGCAUUGCGUCUACAAUCCGUCACUCAAACCAAGACCCUGUCAUGCCUACUGAGUCCCCAACGCAUCGGAGACGCCUUACACCCGCCGACUUGAAUUUGCAGAGUUUAUUUGACAAUGCAGAGGCGUUGGAUCCAGCUACGAGGCGUACUGUUAGAGCACUGUCUAUGCCCGAGUACCCAGUCCUGAAAAUGGAGACUGUGCAAUCACCAUUCGAUACGCCACCGAAGAAGUUACAGGAUCCUAUUGAUACAGAUGGAAAGUGGAGUGGAAAGAAGAAUGUCCGACAUACUACCAGGAGAGUGAAGAAUGAGGAUGGAAAGUCAGAGACCGAUGGAGUUUUUAAGAAUCCAAAUCGGAACUCUGGUUCAAAGAUCAAGAGGUCAAUGACGGGGUUGUUGAAGAAGAGUACUUCGUUGAAGAUGCCGAGAACUUCGUCAAAGAUGAGGCGUGCCUCUACUAAUCCGAGGUGGUUGAAUUCAACAAGUGUUACAGAUGACUACUUUUUUGAUGAGAAGGCGGAACUGAAGUGGCUGGAACUUAAUGGCUUGAGUAGCCGGGAUACGGAAUUUGGCAUUUGGAAUGAGAAUGGGUUUGGGCGGCCGUGGUGA